This is a messenger RNA of Maniola jurtina (meadow brown), 760 nucleotides long. RefSeq names its product hybrid signal transduction histidine kinase M-like. The transcript is spliced from 2 exons. Bases 251 to 748 code for a protein of 165 amino acids. The record is from RefSeq and is a predicted model, not a curated record. Lineage: Eukaryota; Metazoa; Arthropoda; Insecta; Lepidoptera; Nymphalidae.
UAAUAGAUAUUUUGAAUUUGUGUAAAAUCCUUUCAUAAUUAUGUUCUCUUUAUUUUAUUGUUGAAAUAGGUAGUUGAUUUAUUAAUGAAUAAGUAAGGUACCUAGUAAUUCAGCCAUUCAAUCUAGUUAAAGGCAUGUCAUAUCACCUUUAUGUUACUGAGAAGUCUAUAGAUUACUCUGAAUAAAUAAUUUUAAUUCGAACUUCUGUCUUCUCCUAUCAAAAUAUAAGGAUAAGCCGUUAUUAAGAAAUAUGGGCAAGAGAAAUAAAGGCGAACAAAAGGAUAAUAACGUUAAAACAAAGAAAAAGAGAUCAAAUAAUAAUAUAGCAGCCAAUGAUGACACCACAGAAGAAAUAUCUCGUAUAGAAACAACUGGCAACGGAAAAAAUAAGAAAAUUGUAUUUGAUAAUGAUGAACCCACUAAAAUAGCACCAGUUAAGAAAAUCACCAAUGCACUUAGCACGACUUCGCCUAAUAAAAGCCGGAAUAAAAACACUAGGAGUACCGAGAACAAUAUAGAAAAUAACAAAACUAAACAAAACAAAAAAAUAAUUUUUACAGACGAUAAUGAGGAAGGAACAGAAGUUACGAUAAAUAAAGGAGGAAAAAUGAAAACCGACGAUGAGGAAGAACCUGCAGAUGAAGAAAUCGAUAAGUUUUGUGAUGAAUUAGACGAAGAAGAUAAUGUACAAUAUGAUAACUGGGUGAAACUGAUAGAAGCUAAGUUAGGUCCAAAUAAAAAGAAAUAAAAAUUCUUUAAA